Aegilops tauschii subsp. strangulata is the source of this 1219-nucleotide messenger RNA. RefSeq names its product fasciclin-like arabinogalactan protein 2. NCBI's taxonomy places the organism in Eukaryota, Viridiplantae, Streptophyta, Magnoliopsida, Poales, Poaceae. Gene Ontology annotation, biological process: plant-type secondary cell wall biogenesis. Gene Ontology annotation, cellular component: plasma membrane. The record is from RefSeq and is a predicted model, not a curated record.
CGAUGCUUCGUGGAAGAGUCCGAAGGCUUGAUAGGCCACCCGCUCCGCCCUUGCAAAGUUGCCACCAUCCAUGGCCAUGGGUGUACACUUUCCUCAGUCAGCCAUUGGCACAGCUUCUGUCACAACGCCAUAAAGCCAGCCAUUUCUUGCCAUGCUACCAGCAGGGAGAAAAUGGCAACCGGGGCGUUGCACAUGGGCAGAGUCAAAAACAGAGCUGCAAUCAAGACCACCGGAACCCAAAAACCCUUCUUCCCCCACCCCCUGAGCCGAAACACCAGUGGAGAGAAACCUUCUCCACCACCAUACGUCCAUACCUCCAUUAUUUACCAUCAGCUAGCUUGGACGAGCAGGGGAAUCUAGCAGAAUGCAGUUCGCCGGAGCCAUCCUGCUCCUCAUGCUCGUCCCCUGCGCCGAGGGACAACCGCCCGAGGCGACGCCGGCGGGGGGCUUGGCGAUCGAGCAGAUCCUGUCAAAGAACGGGUGCGGCGCCUUCGCCGGCCUCGUCGCCGCCACGGCCGGCGUGGGCCAGGUGCUCCGCGAGCAGAGCGACGCGGGGCUCGCCGUGUUCUGCCCGGACGACGGCGCGGUCGCGGCGUUCGCCCCGCGCUUCAGCAACCUGACCGCCGACCGCCAGGCGGCGCUCCUUCUCCACCACGGGCUGGCGGCGCGCUCCGGCGAGGUGGAGCUCUGGCUGAUCCACCGCCGCGGGCCAAUCGAGGUGCGGACGCUGGACGGGGGCCGCUGGGGCCACGGCGUGCUCAGCAUCUGCUACCUGGGAGGCGCCAUGCAGCUCGCCUCGUCGCCGCCGUCGUUCACGACGCCGGUCGAGGCCAGGGUCACCAGCACGGUCGUCUACAACGACCGCCUCACCGUCUACCUCAUCGACGCCGUCCUGGUUCCGGGAGCGCCGGCGCUGUUCGACUACUCGGACAUCUUGGUGACCACUUGCGUCAUGCUCGGGCUCAUGAUGUUAGUCUUGGGGUCGUGUGGUGCCAUUUGUUCGUGAAUGAGAAGAUCGUGCCAGAGUUGCGCCAUAGGCGAUCUCCGUCCUUGAUGUACACGCUGGUGUUCAGCGCAGUUGGGCAAAGGGCACUGUUGGUGGCACGUUCGGUCCAUGUAUCCCAUCCAUGGCCGUCGUUUUGCACGGUGUAGGUCUGUCACUUGUCUAAACACUAGUACUACCAUCUCCUGUGCUUGUGUGUUCUCUAUCUUGUAUAUA